AUGAUAUGCCUUUUAGCUGCCAGGUGUGUUAACAUGUGGGAUGAAGGCUGUAUCAACGGUCAGCUUCCUGGAUCAGGUCGCGAUGACGAUUACAUAAAUGGUGGUUUUAACCCCGGUAAGCGGUGUAUCAACAUGUGGGACGAAGGGUGCACGAACGGACAACUUCCCGGUUCAGGUCGCGAUGAUGACUAUAUAAAUGGAGGUUUCAACCCUGGCAAACGAUGCAUUGGAGAAGGAUGCGAUAAUAGCUGGCUAGGAAGUUCAGGAAGCAAUGGACAUCGCAACAAUCAAUUAGAUGGACUUAGAAUUACCAACGAAUUACUGGCAAGACUGUAUAAAAAUAGACAUCAUUGAUUUGUCUUUCUGAUUGAUGUUACAAAAUUAGUACAUACUUUUUCAUCAAGCUUUUUUUUUACUGCUCAUUAAUGAUUACUAAAAUUAUUUCUAUAAUUUUUCAUUCAUAUAGAUACGUAUAUCUGUUUUGUCUAUUCAGAGCUGUGUGACCUUGGC
This is a messenger RNA of Vanessa tameamea, 510 nucleotides long. RefSeq lists its product as uncharacterized. The transcript is spliced from 4 exons. Lineage: Eukaryota; Metazoa; Arthropoda; Insecta; Lepidoptera; Nymphalidae. The record is from RefSeq and is a predicted model, not a curated record. The coding region runs from base 1 to 354 and encodes 117 amino acids.